Molecule: messenger RNA, 957 nt
Organism: Lipotes vexillifer (Yangtze River dolphin)
Lineage: Eukaryota; Metazoa; Chordata; Mammalia; Artiodactyla; Lipotidae
Gene: IMPACT
Product: impact RWD domain protein
Exons: 13
Coding region: 1-957 (318 amino acids)
Biological process (GO): regulation of translational initiation; GCN2-mediated signaling
Cellular component (GO): cytoplasm
Molecular function (GO): protein binding
Source: RefSeq, a predicted model, not a curated record
AUGGCUGAGGGGGACGCAGGGAGCGACCAGAGGCAGAAUGAGGAAAUUGAAGCAAUGGCAGCUAUAUAUGGCGAGGAAUGGUGUGUCAUUGAUGACUGUGCCAAAAUAUUUUGUAUUAGAAUUAGCGACGAUAUAGAUGAUCCCAAAUGGACCCUUUGCUUGCAGGUGAUGCUACCGAAUGAAUACCCAGGUACGGCGCCACCUAUUUAUCAACUGAAUGCUCCUUGGCUUCAAGGGCAAGAACGUGCAGAUUUAUCGAAUAGCCUUGAGGAAAUAUAUAUACAGAAUAUUGGUGAAAGUAUUCUUUACCUGUGGGUGGAGAAAAUAAGAGAUGUCCUAAUACAAAAAUCUCAGAUGACAGAACCAGGCCCAGAUGUAAAGAAGAAAACUGAAGAGGAAGAUAUUGAAUGUGAAGAUGAUCUCAUUUUAGCAUGUCAACCAGAAAAUCCAGUUAAAGCACUGGAUUUUGAUGUCAGUGAAAAUCGAACAGAAUUGGAAAUAGAAGAAUUGCCUCCGAUUGAUCUUCCUAUCACAGACCGAAGAAGUACUUUUCAGGCACACUUGGCUCCAGUAGUUUGUCCCAAACAGGUGAAAAUGGUUCUUGCCAAAUUGUAUGAGAAUAAGAAAAUUGCUAGUGCCACCCACAACAUCUAUGCAUACCGAAUAUAUUGUGAGGAUAAACAGACCUUCUUACAGGACUGUGAGGAUGACGGGGAAACAGCAGCUGGAGGGCGUCUUCUCCACCUCAUGGAGAUUUUGAAUGUGAGAAAUGUCAUGGUGGUGGUAUCACGCUGGUAUGGAGGGAUUUUGCUAGGACCAGAUCGCUUCAAACAUAUCAACAACUGUGCCAGAAACAUUCUAGUGGAGAAGAACUACACAAGUUCACCAGAGGAAUCAUCUAAGACUUUGGGAAAGAACAAAAAAGUAAGAAAAGACAAGAAGAGGAGUGAACAUUAA